Messenger RNA from Rhagoletis pomonella (apple maggot), 699 nucleotides. RefSeq names its product extensin-like. The transcript is spliced from 4 exons. Lineage: Eukaryota; Metazoa; Arthropoda; Insecta; Diptera; Tephritidae. The coding region runs from base 1 to 699 and encodes 232 amino acids. The record is from RefSeq and is a predicted model, not a curated record.
AUGCGUGACACCGUCAGCAUACGUAGUUAUAACUUUUUCAUCGCCUCAUUUUCCGCCCUGCUGGUUUGUGCCGCGGCAGACGUCUCUCAUCUCGGUGGUGGCUACAAUUAUCCAGCGCCUGUCCAUGAAGCUGUGCGCUCACAACCAAUACUACCACAAAAUACCUACAUUGCGCCUGCAGCACCAGCACCGGCGCCAUCUCACGGCUACAGCUAUCCGGCACCAGCGCGAAUUCAUGAAGCAGUAAAAUCCCGACCAGUUGCACCAGCUCCACCAAUCAUUCCACACCCACCUCCAGCGCCGUCUCACGGUUACAGCUACCCCGCACCAGUAUCUCAAGGCUACAGCUAUCCAGCGCCAGCUCCACCAGUUCAUCAAGCUGUGAUAUCUCAGCCAAUUUCACCGCAAAGCACUUACAUUCCACCACCACCGGCAGCACCAGCGCCAUCAAGGGGCUACAGCUAUCCAGCCCCAGCUUCAGUUCACGAGGCUGUGAAAUCCCAGCCAAUCAUUCCACAAAACACUUACAUCCCACCUGCACCGCCAGCGCCAGCGCCAUCUCAAGGCUACAGCUAUCCAUCGCCAGUUCACCAAGAAGUGAAAUCGGAACCGAUUAUACCCUCAGCUUCUCUAGAACAGGAUGGCUACCAUUAUAAGACAGUUCGUCGCGUUGUUUAUAGACGUCGUUUACGAGUUUAA